GACGGACGGAGCAAGUCGUCAGGAUUAAUGGAGGGACUCACACCCGCGGGAUUUGUUACAAGCUUAUAAGCUGCUCUUUUCACGCCGGGGAGCCAGCAUUCAGCCUCGGAGCGGAGCGGGGAAACUUCGAGCGAGUUGUUUUGGGGAGUUUUGUUCCAGUGUGGAGAAAAAAAUAAUAAAAAAAAAUAAACGGGGAUCCGGACCUUUGACAGCUGCACCGCCGCCAGGCUGGAAACCCUCGGUGACCGGGAGGUGAGCUGUCACCGUCCGCUCAGCUGCCGGAGGACCAGCGGUCCGAGCAGCCGUGCAUCCUGACUGAGUCCGGCUCUGGGGGUCCAUGAUGACUUGGAGUUGGCUUCAGCAGACGGUCCCCUGCUGACACCCGGAUUUCCGCCCCUUUCCUGAAGAUCUAUUUCUAUCUUUUUCAGUUUUUUUUUACACUGAAGACUUUGUCUCUUCUGUCAUCAUGGCCAGCCUUGUGAUUAACGAAACUGGAGUGGAGGAUUGUGGGAUUGACGACUCCUUCAAGUACAACUUGUACUCCACGGUUUACAGCGUGGUCUUCGUUUCGGGCCUGAUGACCAACUGCGCCGCCCUCUUCGUCUUCUGCUUCCGGAUGAAGAUACGCAACGAGACCACAAUGUUCAUGACCAACUUAGCGUUUUCAGACUUGGUCUUCGUCUUCACUCUGCCGUUCAAGGUCUUCUACAAUGUCAACCGCAACUGGCCCUUCGGAGACGGGCUCUGCAAGGUGUCAGGGACGGCCUUCAUCACCAACAUCUAUGGCAGCAUGCUCUUCCUCACCUGCAUCAGCGUGGACCGCUUCCUGGCGAUAGUCUACCCGUUUCGAUCGCGCUCCAUCCGCACGAGGAGGAACGCGGCGCUGGUGUGCGCCGCCGUGUGGCUCACCAUCGUGGGCGGAGGAAUAUCAGUGACCUUCUUCUCCACCAUCAACAGCAGACACAGAGCCACCACAUGCUUUGAAGGAUUUUCCAAGAACACCUGGAAGACCUACCUCUCCAAAAUCACCAUCUUCAUAGAGAUUGUGGGUUUUCUCUUCCCCCUCCUGGCCAACCUGGUGUGCUCCUCCCUGGUUCUCCGGACGCUGCGCCGCCCGGUCAGCGCCGGCCACGGCUGCGACAGCAAGAAGCGAGUCCUGCGGAUGAUCGUGGUCCACCUCACCAUUUUCAUCAUUUGCUUCGUCCCGUACAACUUCCUGCUCUUCCUGUACGCCCUGGUGCGGACCCAGGCCCUGGCGAACUGCGCCGUGGAGCGGUUCGCGCGGACCCUGUACCCCAUCACCCUGUGUCUGGCCAGCCUCAACUGCUGCCUGGACCCCGUGGUUUACUACUUCACCUCAGAGAGCUUCAAGAAGAGCCUGACCAUUGGUGGCAAGGGGUCCGGCUCGCGGCCCGAGAGCAUCCCGCGCAGCGACAACGAGGCCCAGGACACGGCCGUCCCCAGAGACACUAAGUCAGUGUCCAGCAACGGGAAAGUUGCCACGAUAUCCGACAGCCAGCUAUGACUCGGCGCCGUCAGGGGUGAAAACGGGUCGUGGCGGGUUCUGGAGGAACCCUGAACUUGGACAACAAUCACUUGUUUAAUUGUGGAAGUGGAAAACAAAUAGCUCAGCAGAUUAGCUCAGACCAGAGGUAAGUCCUGAGGUAUGGCCUGGGCUUUGUGGAUUAAUCCAGCACUGGAGAACAGAGGAAUGUAUCUGUGUUUGUUAUAACACACACACACACACACACACACACACACACACACACACACACACACACACACACACACACACACACACACCCGGGGCAGAGGGGUGGCAGAUCCAUGUUGGGGCCGCCGUGACAGAGACAAGGAGCCUCUCAAAGAGACUCACGGACACUCACACUGACACUGAGCUGUCCAUAAGAUGGAGAUUCUCAUUCACUCUGUUGAUAUGGGCUGUUUAGCGCUUUUGUAACAAAAUCUUUAUUUUUAGAAAGUUUGAGCUCCAGCAGUGCGUUAUAUCAUCAAUGUAGUGACACUGAUCAGUACGGCGGGAGGUUAGGGCCGCGCUCAGAAACCAAAAACAAAUUUAAAGUAAUAAAAUUACGAGAAUACAAGAUCAAACUCAUAGUAUUAACAAGAUAAAAUCAUAACUUAGGAGAAGAAAGUUGUAUGAGAAUAAUGCUGAAAUAAUACUAGAAUAAAUAACUGAGAAGAAAAUUGUCAUAUUUUUGAGAAUAAAGACAUAAUGUUGACUAUAUUAUCAAAUCAUGACUAUUUUCAAUAAAGGAGGGCAGUAUUAUUGUUUAGAAUAAAAUCAAGAUUUUGUUACUUUAUUCUUGUGUCUUUAUUCUCAAAAUAUUUCAACUGUAUUCUCGUAUUAUUUUGACUUUAUCCUCGUGAUGUCGUGACUUUAUUUUCGUCAUUUUAUUAAAUUUUUUUCUUAGCAUGGCUCUGUCGCUCCGUCGUAGUUCAGUGUGGUCAGAUCUGGUGUUAUUAUAUAAAGCAGUAUUAUGUUGACCUGCUGAAUUAAAUGUGUGUCAUGUUGAA
Poecilia latipinna (sailfin molly) is the source of this 2535-nucleotide messenger RNA. It is a transcript of the gene lpar4, whose product is annotated as lysophosphatidic acid receptor 4. The record is from RefSeq and is a predicted model, not a curated record. Lineage: Eukaryota; Metazoa; Chordata; Actinopteri; Cyprinodontiformes; Poeciliidae. The transcript is spliced from 3 exons. Bases 467 to 1525 code for a protein of 352 amino acids. Gene Ontology annotation, molecular function: lysophosphatidic acid receptor activity. Gene Ontology annotation, cellular component: plasma membrane. Gene Ontology annotation, biological process: phospholipase C-activating G protein-coupled receptor signaling pathway; positive regulation of Rho protein signal transduction.